UGUACAUGCUGAGUUCUAGGCCUUCACUCUCAAUACUGGGACGCUCAAGUACGCCCACUUGCCCCGUGCGUCGACAAUGUAGGCAGCAAUUGAGCACCUCAGCAAAACUGAGAGACAAACCGUCUCCACCACCCUCAGUCUCUUUCUUUGGCGCUUCUCACCUGCUGUCUGCCUGAAUCAAACGCCUUUACAUAUAUGCACACCGGCGCCGCCCCCUCCCGUCUCUACCUUCUACCCGCUGUCGUCUUACCAACACCCCGCCAUCACCAUCACCAUCCUCCUCCGCACCCCACCACGCCACAAUAACAACAACAACAACAACGUCAACAACCACACCUCCACUCCACUCCACCCACCUCGCUCGCCGCCCACGCCUUGAGGCACAAUUACAUUGGAGCUCGCCAUGGCGCCUCCCUCCGCCGUGACUCCCUCGCCGACCCCCCACAGCGUCAUCCAGCUGUUGCCCAAGCUCAACGAUGACGAUCCCGACUUUCGCUUCAUGGCCCUCAGCGACCUGCACGACAUGUUGGUCGUUGGCCACCCUACGUUCCUUCAACACGACCCGGUGACCUGCGCGAAGACCGUCGAAGGCCUGCUGACUACCUUGGUGGACAGCAACGGCGAGGUCCAGAACCAAGCUGUCAAAUGCCUGGGUCCCUUCGUCAACAAAAUCGCUGAAUCCGUGCUCUGUCCUAUGCUGGAAAAGCUGUCGAACCUUCAAACGAGUACCACUGUCGACCAGUCCAUACCUUGCCUUGCUCUCCGCGAGGUUGUCGUAUCAUUACCACGCCCCGUCUCCGGCGUGCCUCGCACCAAGCAAGUUCAGGAUGCAUACACUGCUGUCAGUAAGGUCCUGAUUCCACGCUUAGUGGGCUACAACGUCUUUGCGCCGCCACAGAAAAACCUUCCAUCUGUUCCCAAAAGCAUGCUACAGGUUGAUUUGGAGAAGGGUACAGACAGCAACGCGAUUGACGUGCUGACCGAAGUCUCCCGUUGCUUCGGCCCUAUGCUUCAGGAUGCCGAAAUGACAGCUUUACAGAAGAUUAUCUUUGAGGUUUUGGAGCACAACAGGGCUAGCUCCAUGAUGAAGAAGAAAUCGGUCACAGCCAUAUCCACUUUGGCCAAUCACUUCUCUGAUUCGUUACUGAGUGCGGUCAUAUCACGGUUGAUCGAGUAUCUCCGGGAUGUACAUCUGACCCGGAGUAAAAGGAAGCUAUACAUUACCAUACUAGGAUCCAUGGCUCGUUCUGUUCCCCGCAAAUUCGGACCGUACCUCAAAACUUUGGCACCCUUCGUUCUUAGUGCAUUGAGCUCCGAGGAGCUUGACGAAGAGAUGGACACCUCAGAUGAUGAGGCUGAGCGUGACCCUGAAAUUGACGAAGUCUUGGAAGCGGCUCUUAUUGCUCUGGAAGGCUUCAUUAGCUCAUGCCCACUGGAUAUGCGAGCAUACACAGACGAAACACUUGAAGCGACCACUCGCUUACUCAAAUACGACCCCAAUCUCGCUGAUGAUGAUGACGACGACGACGACGCAAUGGAUAGCGAAGAGGAAGAUGCGUUAGAAGACGAUGAUUUCGAAGAAGAGACGGGCUUCGAUGACGACGAGGAUGCAAGCUGGAAAGUCAGGAGGUGUGCCGCCAAGGUUUUAUACACACUUAUCUCUACGCGAAGCGCCGGUGAUUUGCUCGAUGACGGAACUUUGUACGGUAAGGUGGCACCCGCUCUGAUCUCCCGAUUCAAGGAGCGAGAAGAGAACGUUCGUGUGGAAGUUCUCUCUGCCCUCUCGAACCUAGUACGCAAGUCAGGGGAUGGGCCAACACCAGUCAAAUUUGCCGACGAGCAUCCUGCUGGUGGCACAAUGGCACCCCCUGCUAGCAGAAAACGUCGUCGUGGUGGCAGCGAUGCCAGUAUGUUCGACCUUCCCGGCAACUCCUCAUUAUCGUUGGGCUAUGCAUCGCCAGCACGAGCUAGCACACCUACUACUGGUCCGCGAGCAAGCUUGUCCAAGCUAAGCCCAGAUAUCAUUCGAGGAGUAUCACAAUUGCUCAAGCAGCCUUCUUCUCCUCCCUCUACCAAGCAGUCAUGUAUCCUUCUUCUCAAAGAUAUUGUCAUCACUCAGCAUGGGGGACUGGAUGGGUACCUGACACAGAUUAUUGAGCCCAUAGUAGAUGCUGCAAAGACGAAAGGCGGUUCUUCCAGUACCGCAUCUGCCACUGCUAACAGUCUGCGUAUUCAAGCGCUCUUGCUCAUCGGUGCUAUAGCUGACACGCACACAUCUGCGUCACUUCAACCGUAUCUCGCAUCUAUUGUGCCAGUUCUCCUCCUCGGAUCUCGAGACAGAUACAGCAAGCUUUCGAUUGAAGCACUUUCGGCAGCCGAAGAAGUUAUCAAAGCGUUAACGCCUCCUCGUUCAGCGGCUUCUGGUACUCAGAAUCAGCAGUACCUUGAGCAAUUAUAUGAGUCUCUCGUGAAUCGAAUUGCGGCCAACGAUGCUGACCUCGAAGUCCGCCAGAGCGCUAUCCACGUCCUAGGGGUUCUCCUCGGACGGAGCUCUGGAACCGAGGGGUUGAUUUCCCUGAGAAAUCGUGUCGCUGGCCUUGAGCUGCUUUCCGAUCGCUUGCGUAACGAGCUUACUCGUCUGGCGUCUGUGCGUGCCAUUGAUUUCAUAGCUGCACACACCAAGGUCGAAGGCGAGCUGUCUUCCCAGUGGGUAUGCAGUAUUGCACUUGAACUUGGAGCUCAGCUACGCAAAAAUAGUAGGACCAUCCGUGGAGCCAGCUUGACUGCUUUGCGAACGCUGUCUAUCAAUCAAUUUUCAAGAGCUCAACUGGAUGGUCAAACUAAAUCACAGAUCGUGGAACUUCUUCUUCAUCUGCUCGAUACUGCAGAUUUACAUCUCUUGGGUCCAGCGCUGGUCAUUUUGGCUACUUAUGUCAAAGAUGAUGCGGGCGCAACCAUGUCCCCUCAGCUCACAAAAGCGCUGUGUGCAGUUGUACAAGGUUCUAUUAGUGGUAGCUCCUUGGAAGCGCUCCUCGCUCUUGUACGAAUCAUUGGCGAACAACAGUGCGGUCAAUCGCUGAUGGCCGCAUUGCUCUCAGAGGUUGGUAUCUCCGGCCAUCCUGAUGUAGUCGGCAAAGUGAUCGGAAAUCUUCUGGUGUAUGGUGGCAAUAGCCUUUCAUACAAGAUAGAUCAGUUCAUUGUUGAGCUGGAGACCGCUCCAGAUGAUAAGCGCAAAUGCCUAGCCCUUGUGGUGCUAGGAGAAUCUGCCUUACGACUCGGAUCUCAAUCCUCUAUUGACCCACAGCUCUUUAUAAAGUUCUUCAACCUCAAGUCAGAAUCAGUACCUCUGGCAGCCGCCGUGGCUUUGGGUCGAGCGGGUGCUGGCAGUGUGAGCAAAUACCUACCUGUCAUACUAUCUACGAUGGGUCAACCCGCUAGCCCGCAGUAUCUUCUGUUACAUUCCGUUAAAGAGAUCCUUCAGCAUGAUGGAACGGAGUCCGAGAUUAUCCCUUACGCUUCUACUCUUUGGCAAAAUUUGGUGACUGCAUCCCAAGCUGAAGACAACAAAGCCAUUGGCGCGGAAUGUAUUGGUAGGCUCACGAUCAUUGAUCCGAAGACAUAUCUUCCGCAACUUCAGGCUUUUCUCAGCGACCGGACCGAAAGCGUCCGCGGAAUGGUCAUCUCUGCCCUUCGCUACACCCUUGCCGAUACCGAUGAAGCUUACGAUGAGUUCCUUCGGCCCAUCGUCGUCCCGAUGCUUGUACAGAUGCUGAGCGAAACCGACCUUGAGAACCGACGAUUAGCACUUACUACCUUCAAUUCGGCGAUGCACAACAAACCUGAGCUCAUCCUUCCAGCUCUGGAUCAGCUGCUGCCGUUGACCAUGAAGGAAACACAGAUUAAGCAGGAGUUGAUUCGUGAAGUACAGAUGGGGCCCUUCAAGCACAAGGUCGAUGACGGUUUGGAGAUCCGGAAGAGCGCGUACGAAACUCUCUAUGCCUUGCUCGAGACUGCGUUUGAUAGAUUGUCGCCUUCGGAUCUGUCCGACUGCUUCGACCGUAUAGUCGAUGGUAUCACCGAUGAGCUUGAUAUCCGGGUUCUUUGCAACCUCAUGCUCACCAAGCUCAUGGUCAUUGCACUUGACCAGACACGCUCACGACUAGAAGCCAUUGCCGACAAGUUCCGCGCCGUACUCAUCAUCAAGCCCAAGGACAACGCCGUGAAACAGGAAAUUGAGAGGAUUUCAGAAGGCAGCAAGGGCGUACUCAAAGCUUCGGUGCUCUUGAACAAGCACAUUGGUAUUGAGAGCGGCUCUACGGUCAACGAUGACCCGCAGCUGGGACACUGGGCGGCGUACUGGGAGUGGGUGGUCAAGGAACACUCCGCAGCUCUCAAGACCGCAGUGGAUGAGCUCAAGGAUCGGGAUCUAUAAACCGAAGUUGGAAGCGCUAAAAUCAAGGGAGUGAAAAGGGGAUUGCCAAAAGAGAUGAACGUGGCUGGUAGGCGGAAAGGAUUGAAUGCAUAGCACACAUAUAUAUAUAUAUAUAUAUAUAUAUAUACAUCGCGCAAUCCAGAAUCAACAGCCCUCGCUUUUCUUCUCGAUGGAUAACGACGUACUCGAAGCGGUUUGUUAACAUGGGGAAAUCCUUUCUUGCAAACCGACAAAAUUAUCUACUGCUAGAGACGUGAACCAUAAAACAGAAAAAAUCACAGGAAAGACUGAAACCGUCAAACGCAUUUGUUUACCUAAGUAGAUAAUCCUCGUGUUUUGCGCAUUGCUAAAUCAUCUGCUCAUCAUUAACCCUCCUUCUAUUUCCUAGCAUCUGCAAUUGACGCUGCAUCUGCUGAUUGAUGUUAUAUAUCUAUAUAUAUUAACUUCCACCGUCGUGAGUUUCGUACCUACCCCGUCGUUUGAUUCCCUCAACUUGCUCCGUUUUUCUUGCCUUCCUCACAUACAUUGUCUAGAACCCCCCGCCCACCUUUCUUUCUCAACCAGAAGAGAGAUCGUAGUCAAUUACGUUUCCACCGUAGAUUGCAGUUAGAAGCAUCCUAUACAUACAUCUCUUUCUUCAAAGCCCAAUGCCAUAAAAAAGCUAGCAGUCAGGUCACUUUUCCAUCGUUCUCUUUUAUAUCUAACCCUUUUAUCAUGGGUGUGUAUGUCUAUCUGUCU
Molecule: messenger RNA, 5170 nt
Organism: Periconia digitata
Lineage: Eukaryota; Fungi; Ascomycota; Dothideomycetes; Pleosporales; Periconiaceae
Source: the annotation of a GenBank genome assembly